AUGUCCCUUGACACACACGGCAGAAUCGUGCCCAUACUAAAGGGACAACAUUCACUGAAUGGUGCUCUUGACUCGGUGGAGUCGUAUGGUAGACUGCAACACAGUGAAUUAGAACACAACAUAUUCACCCCGAGCAAUUCUUCUCAGCUAGAAAAGCUACACUAUGCUUCCCCCAGUGCCCUUUCCUCUUCUUCAUUUUCCACGUCUUCGUUCCCGCAACAGCAAGCUAUGCGCCAAACAAGCUUGGAGUUGCCCUCCUUGAAGGAGCACGGGCUCUUCGCCCUUCCUACUGAGGGAGAUGGCAAUUGCCUCUACUAUUCCCUCUCCGACCAGAUGUAUGGCGAUUUCGGCCACGCACAGGCCAUACGACAGACAUUGGCGGACCAUAUGGUGAGCCACAAAGGCUUUUUUAUGCAGUUCGUAGCUGCUGAGGGUGGUGAGCGCCGUCGCCCCAAACGUGCCGCGGCGUCCGCGUAUGCGACGCGUUCCGCAGCUGUUGGGAUCCCCUCGGCAGACGACAUGGAGCGCAGGUUCGAAGAGAUGAUUGCCUCAACCCGCAAGAAUGGCGAGCGGGGAAGCUCGGAACACUUGCAGGCCUUCUGUCAAGCGUUCCGAGUAGAUAUCAAUGUAUACACCAUGGAUGGUGUACAACGCUUCCGCGACUUCAACGCUGGGGAGGAGAAGCGCGAAGCAAUUCACAUUGCUUUCCACGACUUCAAACACUACUCUACCGUGCAUCCGAUCAAGAGCGAGCACGAAGGCUUGCUGUCAAAGCCGCCCACAAAUGACGAAAAGGAAGUAAUAACUGGCGAGCUCAUUGACGCAAAAGCCUGUCCCGUUAAGUCCGAGGACCCCAUCACUCGCCGCGACUCCCAAGACACCGUUCCUACCUCUAUUUCCGACACCUCCCGCUCUACCCCCGACACCACCUACACCGCUCAUGACUCUGCCGUUGAACUCUCACCACCUCUUGAUAUUCAGCAUAUUCACGAUGAGCUCGGCGGGCGAUACGACCGAGACACGAUCGUGGAUAUGCUUCAAAACUCUGCUCGGCGAGAAGACCGACUCAGAAAAGAGGCUUCCCCUGGGUUCGACCUUCAAAUCAAACUUGCGCGUGUCCCGAUCAUCCUCCCCUACAGUACGGGGAGCAAGCGCUCUGCGGAUGACAGUGACGACGACUCCGAGAGUCCACGCCCGGCGACCUCGCGAGGUAGACCCCGGAAGAGGCUGAUAUCCAACUUAACAAUGGGCGUGGGGAUCUCUUUCCGGGAUGACCAUAACGAGGUUGUCUCGCUGAACCUUAGGAUGCACUCGGAAGCUGCCAAAGCUAAGUCCGACAAAUCCAAGGCAGAAGCCCUUGAGAAAGUGAAGCUCGAGCCAAAUUCCGAGGAAGCAGAGGCCAUGAAGCCUGUGAAAAACGAAUCGGAUGGCAAGCUGAGAAAUGCUUCUCCCGAAGCUCAGGCCGUCGAAAAGAUGAAGCCUGCACCGAAGAAGGGGCCCCGUCGCAGCGGACGACUCUCAAAGUCGCGAACCACCACGCCACAGUGA
Penicillium chermesinum is the source of this 1548-nucleotide messenger RNA. Its product is annotated as OTU domain-containing protein. The record is from RefSeq and is a predicted model, not a curated record. Gene Ontology annotation, biological process: protein deubiquitination. The transcript is spliced from 5 exons. Gene Ontology annotation, molecular function: cysteine-type deubiquitinase activity. Lineage: Eukaryota; Fungi; Ascomycota; Eurotiomycetes; Eurotiales; Aspergillaceae. The coding region runs from base 1 to 1548 and encodes 515 amino acids.